AUGGGUACUUCGGAGAAGCAACAGGUCCCAGGACCCGACCAAGAUGGUGACAAAGACAUGGGCGCUGGCGAAGGAUAUGCUGUAGGUGGAGCAGGAGGGCUCAACCAACACCUCUGCUUUGGUAACCGAGACCUGACUGCUAAGGCUGUGGCUACAUUCUGCGCUGUGGGCUCUGGAGUUGCCAUGGCCAUGGUGAACUUGGUGUUUGGCCAGUUCAUCACUGUCAUCACCGACUAUGCCACGGGCACAUCCUCCCCUGCUGGAUUCCGUAGUGACGCAGCCAGACUUGCGUUGUACUUCUUCAUCAUCGGAAUCGCUCGAUUUGUCGCCAGCUACGGCUAUAGCGUUCUCUUUACACUCGCCGCCUAUCGUAUCACUCGAAACAUCCGCUGCGUCUAUGUCAAAGCCGGACUUAGCCAGGAAAUUGCUUACUUCGACUCUGGAAUCGGUGGAUCGAUUGCCAUGCAGGCAACUUCGAACGGCAAACUCAUCCAGGCUGGCAUUUCAGAAAAGCUAGGCCUCAUGGUCCAAGGAUUGUCUUGCUUUGUUGCCGCCUUCAUCUUAGCCUUUGUCACUCAAUGGAAGCUGACUCUGAUUUGCUGUUGUAUUGCUCCAGCAACCCUUAUUGCCAUGGGCGUCAGCUCUGCCUUGGAAGCCUCCAUCGAAACCAAAGUCCUCAAGGUUCACGCACAGGGCGGUUCCUUCGCAGAGAGUAUUCUCUCGAGCGCUCGAAAUGUCCAGGCUUUUGCUCUUCGAUCACGACUUGUCCGAGAAUUCGACAAGUAUUUGGAUGAGGCCCACAGGCUUGGCAACAAGAAGAACGCGCUCCUCGGUUGCAUGUUUUCUGUUGAGUACUUCAUCAUCUUUGCCGGUAUUGGCUUGUGUUUCUGGCAAUCUAUCAAGAUGAUUGCCACCGGCGAGGUAGACAAGCCUGGCGAUGUGUUUAUCGUUCUCAUGUCGGUCAUCGUCGCGUCUUCAAGUUUGACGUCCAUCGCCCCCUACUUGAUUGACUUUAGUCGAGCUGCUUCCGCUGCUGUCGAGAUCUUCCGAUUGAUUGAUCGCACCUCGGCCAUCGACCCAUUUUCUGACGCUGGAGAGCAACCUACCGAGAUCGAGGGCAACAUUGACUGCGACAACCUUAGCUUCAGCUACCCCAUGCGCCCCGGAGUUACAGUACUGGAAAACUUCUCCCUCCAUAUUCCCGCUGGCCAGGUUACAGCUCUUGUUGGAGCCAGUGGGUCCGGCAAGAGCACAAUUAUCGGCCUCAUUGAACGAUGGUAUAAUCCAGACUCGGGCUCUGUGAAGCUAGACGGUCGACCAAUCGAUAAAAUAAAUGUCCAAUGGCUGAGGAAGCACGUUCGCCUUGUUCAACAAGAACCAGUCUUGUUUUCGGGUACGGUCUACGACAAUAUUGCAAAUGGUCUCAUCGGCACAGCAUGGGAGAAUGACUCACGGGAGGAGAAGCUGGCAAGGAUUCAAGAAGCUGCCAAGAUUGCUUACGCUCAUGACUUCAUUAAUUCCCUUCCGGCCGGCUACGACACGAUUAUCGGUGAAAGAGGCGGUUUGAUCUCUGGAGGUCAGAAGCAGCGAGUGGCUAUUGCUCGAAGUGUUGUUUCGCAACCGCGUAUUCUACUUCUCGAUGAGGCCACUAGCGCUUUAGAUCCCCAGGCUGAGGAGAUUGUUCAGAAGGCUCUCGACAAUGUUUCCAAGGGUCGCACUACCGUCACUAUUGCGCACAAGCUGGCUACGAUCCGCAACGCUGAUAAUAUUGUGGUGAUGGACAAGGGCCGUAUUGUUGAGCAGGGUACACACUACUCUCUUGUUGAGGCCGGUGGUGCCUAUUCUCGCUUGGUUAAAGCUCAAGAUCUGUCAGCAGCUGCAAAGCCAGAUUUCGAUACUGACUCCUCGACCGAAGGCGACGAGGUCGAGACCAACGACGAACCAGCUGCGCUCACUAGGUCGCUGACACGGUACUCAACAACGACCAAAGGGCGUCUAGAGUCUGACCUGGACCGCGACGACUAUGAUAAGUUCAAGCGUGUUGGACUUAUCCGCACCGUGUGGAAGAUCUUAAGAUCGACCCCCGAACUCAAGUACACAUAUCUGCUGCUGGUGUUGUCGUGUAUGGCUGCAGCCGCUGCUUACCCUGGUCAAGCUAUUUUGAUGUCUCGGUUUAUUGACGUUUUCAAGCUUACUGGUAAUGCGAUGCAGAAGAAGGGAAGCUUUUUUGCUCUAAUGUUCCUUGCAAUGGCUUGUGGCUGUCUCGUUGUUUAUUUUGUUCUUGGAUGGACAUCAAAUGUCGUUGCUCAGACAUUGAAUCACAAGUACCGAAAGGCAAUCAUCAACGAUAUGCUUCGACAAGACCUUCGUUUCUUUGACCGCCCUGAGAACACGACAGGUGCCUUGUCUAGCCGUGUAGAUUCUUACCCUCAAGCUAUUUUCGAACUCAUGGGUUUCAACGUUGCCCUCAUCCUGGUUUCAGUCCUCAGUUUGUUGUCAUGUGCAAUUGUAGCCUUGGCUUACGGAUGGAGAUUGGGUGUCGUUAUUAUCUUCGCCGGCCUUCCGCCCAUGUUGCUCUCGGGCUACGCUCGUCUUAAAAUGGAGGCCCAGAUGGACAUCAAAAUCUCCAAGCGAUUCUCACAGAGUGCAUCCAUCGCAUCAGAAGCUAUAAGCGCUAUUCGGACAGUUUCUUCCCUAGCCAUUGAGAACUCAGUUCUUGACAGCUAUGGCAAGGAACUGCAGCACGCCAUCACCGACUCAGUGAAGCCAAUUUGCCUAAUCAUGCUGCCCUUUGCAUUCACUCAGAGCGUAGAGUACGCAUUCCAGGCGUUGGGCUUCUGGUAUGGAUGCCGCCUUGUCUCCACCGGGGACCUCACCAUGGUCAACUUCUUUGUCGCAUUCCUCGGAGUGUUUUUCUCCGGUCAGCAGGCGUCCAUUCUCUUCGGAUUUGCCAGCAGCAUGACGAAAGCAACCAACGCUGCCAACUACCUCUUCUGGCUCGAACAGCUGAACCCUUCAAUCGGGGAGACGGACGAGAAUCGCGCCAAUGGACCUGAAGGAUUCCAGUCCCUCGAUGUCGACAAGGUACAAUUCUCUUACCCCUUGAGGCCUGACGCCCAGGUUUUGCGUGGCAUCAAUCUCAAGAUUAAGAAAGGCCAGUUUGUUGCUUUUGUCGGUGCCUCGGGCUGUGGAAAAAGUACCAUGAUCGCCAUGCUGGAGCGUUUCUACGACCCGGUCCGCGGCCACCUUGUUCUGGAUGGCAAGAACCUGGAUGGGAUGAACCCUUGGGCAUUCCGUAGGGAAGUAGCCCUCGUCCAACAAGAGCCCAAACUCUAUCCUGGUACUAUUCGCGAGAACAUCGCCAUGGGUGUCCCCAACGAAGACACUUCAUCUGUAUCUGACGACGACAUUAUCCAGGCCUGUCGAUCCGCCAACGCGUGGGAUUUCAUCUGCUCGCUACCGGAAGGCCUUGCCACUCCCUGCGGAGCCAACGGUCUUCAGCUUUCGGGCGGCCAACGCCAGCGCAUCGCGAUUGCCAGGGCACUUAUCCGAAACCCGCGCCUACUUCUCCUCGACGAAGCUACUAGCGCUCUAGACACGCAGUCGGAGCGAGUAGUCCAGGAUGCUCUCAAUGAAGCUGCAAAGACGGGCGACAGAAUUACGAUUGCUGUCGCCCAUCGAUUGUCGACUGUCCGCCACGCCGACAUGAUUUGCGUCUUUCACAAUGGCAAGAUCCUAGUGACUGGAACACACGAUGAGCUGCUGUCUAGGAGCGACAUGUACAAGAAGAUGUGUGAGGCACAGAACCUCGGGCAUUAA
Messenger RNA from Fusarium sp. VM40, 3819 nucleotides. NCBI's taxonomy places the organism in Eukaryota, Fungi, Ascomycota, Sordariomycetes, Hypocreales, Nectriaceae. The record is from the annotation of a GenBank genome assembly.